Molecule: messenger RNA, 1821 nt
Organism: Mytilinidion resinicola
Lineage: Eukaryota; Fungi; Ascomycota; Dothideomycetes; Mytilinidiales; Mytilinidiaceae
Product: amidase signature enzyme
Exons: 6
Coding region: 1-1821 (606 amino acids)
Source: RefSeq, a predicted model, not a curated record
AUGGAGACCUCCAUAUUGCGCUGUUUGGUCUUCCUCUCAGUUUCUUUGAGCCUUGUCACUGCCAGCGUCAUUUCAUUAACGGUUUCCGAGAGUCCUGCGAGCUGUGGCCAAAAUUCGUCAUGUAUUUUAGGGCCAGAUCCGCUGCAGUCGCCGUACCCGUACUAUUUCCCACCUGAAGCAAGUGCGGAAACGCCGGGUUUGUUUCCAAUGGCGGCAUGUAAAGGCGUGACGCUGGAAGAGGCGACGAUUGAUCAGCUGCAGGAUGCGAUGGGGAAGGGAUUGUUGACGGCACAGGAUUUAGUUAGUUGUUAUACACGGAGAAUAUUGCAGGUUGAUGCCUAUAUCAGCUCUAUCCUCGAACUCAACCCAGACGCCACAGACAUCGCUGAAGCCCUAGAUGCAGAAAGAAAAGCUGGGAAAGUCCGAGGACCCCUUCACGGAAUCCCGUUCCUGGUAAAAGAUAACAUCGCCUCAAAAGACCAAAUGGAAACGACUGCAGGAAGCUAUGCCUUGCUGGGCUCAGUAGUUCCGCGCGAUGCACAUGUAGUAGCGAAGCUCCGUCAAGCUGGCGCUGUACUGUUGGGGAAAGCUACCUUGAGCGAAUGGGCUGAUAUGCGCUCCAAUAACUACUCUGAGGGUUAUUCAGCCAGAGGUGGACAAGCUCGAAGCCCUUACAAUCUCACCCUCACUCCGGGAGGGAGCAGCUCAGGUAGUGCAGCAGCCGUCGCAGCCAACGUUAUCACAUUCGCUCUUGGGACCGAAACUGAUGGAAGUGUAAUCAACCCUGCUGAACGCAACGCUGUAGUAGGCAUUAAACCAACCGUCGGCCUGACAUCAAGAGCAGGCGUAAUCCCCGAAAGCACUCAUCAAGACACCGUCGGUACUUUUGGCCGGACAGUCCGCGAUGCCGUCUACGCCCUCGAUGCGAUUUACGGCCCAGAUGCUCGCGAUAACUACACCCUCGCGCAAACCGGCAAUACCCCCCCUUCUGGCUACACGCCCUAUCUUACCUCUUCCGCUGCUCUCGCCAACGCAACUUUCGGCAUUCCGUGGUCCAGCUUCUGGGUCUACGCCUCCGAGUCCCAAAUCUCCACGCUCCUUACGCUCCUCUCCGUUCUCGAAUCCUUCGGCGCCACGAUCGUAAACAACACUGAACUCCCCUCAGCCGCCGAGCUCAUCUCCCCGGACGGCUGGAACUGGGACUAUGGCACCACACGGGGCUACGCCAACGAAAGCGAGUACACCGUCGUGGCCGUCGACUUCUACAACAACAUCGCGUCGUACCUCUCCGAGCUCUCCAACACCGCUAUCAAGAAUCUUGAAGAUAUAGUAGCGUACAACUUCGCGAACGACGGGACAGAGGGCGGCAACCCGUGGCCGAACGGCAUUCCCGCGUUCUAUUCGGGGCAAGAUGGGUUUUUGGCUAGUCUGGCGACGAACGGGACGAUGGACGACACGUAUUUCCAAGCCCUCUCGUUCUGUCAAACGAAGAGUAGGGAGGAGGGGAUUGAUGGCGCGCUUGCGAAUGGGGGAAGUCCCGUGGAUGCGCUGCUUGUCCCACCUGAUGUUGGGCAGACGUAUCAGGUUGCGGCGCAGGCGGGAUAUCCGAUGGUGACGGUUCCGGCGGGAGUGAGUCCGGAUACGGGCAUGCCGUUUGGGUUGGCGUUGAUGGGGACGGCGUGGAGUGAAGGGAGUUUGGUGAAGUGGGCGAGUGCGAUCGAGGAUGCGCUGGUCAAAGGGGGGAAGGAGAAGGGGUUAGGGAGGACCCUGCCGAAGUGGUACGGGUAUUUACAGAAGAAUGUGCCGGUGUUAAAUCUUUAG